Messenger RNA from Amphibalanus amphitrite, 2629 nucleotides. RefSeq names its product mucin-5AC-like. Bases 1 to 2241 code for a protein of 746 amino acids. The transcript has 8 exons. Lineage: Eukaryota; Metazoa; Arthropoda; Thecostraca; Balanomorpha; Balanidae. The record is from RefSeq and is a predicted model, not a curated record.
AUGGCCGGCUGCGGAGACUCGCCCGGCUCCAGUCGCUCCGAUGACGUCACAGGAUCCUCCGAGUCGGUCCGGCAGACUGCCCGCUCGCCGGCGGCGGUGGCCGCUGACGCGCUGGCCGCCGAGCUGGACCGCGCAGUGGCCGACCACCGGUUACCCACGGCUCAGUUCAGCUCGUGUUCCUCCCGGAGCGGUGGCCCGUCCCCCUCGGAGGAGGGCCAGGCGGAGAGGCAGCAACAGCACCAGCACCAGCAGCACCAGUCGGACUAUAUUCAGCAGCGCCAGCAGAACCAGUACCCACAGCACCAGCACCAGCAGCAGGCGAACCGUCGGCAGGAGGACGGGGACCGCCCCGGUCAGAGGCAGAGCUCGCCUCCCUCCCCUCCGCCGAAGCCGCCGCGGGCGCUCCCCGCAGCCGAGUCCCGCUCCGACCCGGCUGAGACUGUCUCCGAGGCCACUGGGCCCCCCUCGGAGGUGUCUCCGUCGGUGGCGCUGCCGUCGCUGUCUCGCUCGGCGCCGCCGUCUGAGGGCCGGUCGGCGGCCGCUGUCCCGGUGGACAGUGACCCCGACCCCGGCCUGGAGCGGCUGCAGCGGCAGGCGCCGGUCGGCGGCAGCGGCGAGCACUCGGCAGCCGAGACGGACGACCAGGUGUCAGACGCGGCGCUGGAGUCGGACAGCGCCGGGCUGACGGCAGGCGGGGAUACUAACUCGCCGGCGGAGGGAGAGCGGCACACCGAAUCAGACGGCAGACCGCAGGUGACGCCGGGCACGGCGGUGUACCAGCGGACGGUGACGGAGCCGCCGUCCGCCGGCGGCUGUCUGACCGCCCUGCCGGUGGCCGGGAGGACGCUCGGACGGCCUCCUCAGCCGCCGCUCAGUGCGAUCACAGACACCGUGAGCAGCACCGGCUGCGGCUCCAGCAGCGGCUCCAGCGCCGUCACCAGCCCCGGCGGCAGGGAGACGCCCAAGGUGGCAGUGGAGAGGACGGCGCAGGGACGAUCGGAGACGGUCGCUCAGACAUCGCAGAGUCUGCUGCCGCCAACAGUCGUGUCGCCGCAGUCAGAGGAGGGCUCGAGCUCCGUGCUGUUGCAGUCGGGCUGCUGUCAGACCACGCCCCCCGCCGGCCUGUCCGCCGCCUGCCAGACCCAGCCAGACAGCCCGGACCGGCAGCAGGCCGGCUGUCAGACAGAGGCGCCUGGCGGCGCGGCGGAGAACCUCAGUCUGCCGCCGAGUCCGCAUGGCGGCGCUACCGGUCACCGGCUGGCGCCGAGGACUGGAGGGGAUGGCUCUCUGUCGCGGAGUGACUCGUCCGGACAUAGGUCCACCGCCUCCGGGGAGGACCUCUCUGAGGGGGAGGUGCUCCUUCCCGCCUGGCUGCGCUGGGUCGGUACCGCCGGCUGCGCCACCACCGUGCGUUCCUCGGCGGUGACACUGGCCGCGGCGUCCCGGCACACCAUCGGGAGCCAUCUGACAGAACAGGAGGCUGCGGAAACGACGCUGAGCGAAGGUGAGGUGACGGGCGACACGGUACCGGUGGGUACCUUCCCCUCAAUGUCUACAAUAGGACCAGUUCGGUCUGCCCUAGGACCGGGACCGUCAGGGACCACUCUGGCACCGUCAGGAACCACCCUGGGACCAGGACCGUCAAGGACCACACUGGGACCAGGACCGUCUCGGUCCACCCUGGGACCGUCUGGGAGCCAGCUGAGCGCCGGCCAGCGUCGCUCCAGUCACCUGUCGGCGGGUCACAGUCAGCUGGCGGUGAGUCGCGGUCAGCUGGCGGCCAGUCGCGGUAGUCUGCCGCCCUCUGUGCCCUCUGUAGACAGUGUUCCGGCGGCGCGGACAGCCUCAGACUCCCGGCUGAGCGCUGUCCGUGCCGGCCCCGGUCCGUCGAGCGCCGUCCGUUCUGAGGUGUCCGGCAGGCCGGCGGCUCGGGCCGCCAGCUCCCCGCGUCUCUCCACGGUAUGUGAUCGGCCGUCGGCGCGCCGCCGCCGCUCCUGGGCCGCCCCCGCCCCCGCCCCCGCCGGGGCUGACCGCCCGCCGGAGCCGGGGGACCUCAGUGACGGGGAGGUGUCCGGCUCUGUGCGGGUGCGUCACGUGCACAUCCGGCCGGUGCGGGCCGGCCCGACCUUCGAGCUGGGAGAGGAGGGCGGGCCGGCGCCGGCCAGCGAGGGACUCUGGUCAGAAGGAGAGGCGGCCGAGGAUGGCGGCCUCUGGGCCGACCAGGCCUCGCUGCACGGGUGACACGGCGGUCCGGUCACCUCAGCAUCUCACACGACCCAGUGAAAGGACUAAGUUAGUCCUCAAUGACGUCGAAGUUCACUCAUUCCGUGCAUUUCGUUGGCUAUCUUAAGUAUAUGCGAAUUGGGCCCGCGCUCGUCUUUCACCAGUAUUUUUGUCCCUCGUUUUGGCCAGUGUUGAGUGCGGUGUUGCUGUAAUGAUCUGUUUUGUAUUUGCAUGUUGUGACAAGCAGGCUACCUCACUGGUGUGAAUGUUAUUUGCUUUGAUGUUGUCGGCCUCAUGUCUGUGCUUUAAACGAGUGCCCGCACUGCCAGUGAAAAGUACAACCUCCUGCAGUUUGUUUUACUUUUGAAGUUUGUUAUAAAUAAAUGAACAAAACAUGGCAAAUAAA